Messenger RNA from Megalopta genalis, 1288 nucleotides. Its product is annotated as tRNA-uridine aminocarboxypropyltransferase 1. Gene Ontology annotation, cellular component: nucleus. Gene Ontology annotation, molecular function: tRNA-uridine aminocarboxypropyltransferase activity. Gene Ontology annotation, biological process: tRNA modification. The record is from RefSeq and is a predicted model, not a curated record. NCBI's taxonomy places the organism in Eukaryota, Metazoa, Arthropoda, Insecta, Hymenoptera, Halictidae.
GCAUCGCACGUAUUGUCUGUACAGUUUUUAAGUCUGUGGCGACACGACACCUCGCAUGGUGGUCGAUCUGCUCGGAUACCUCGUCUAUGGUGAUAUGUAUACCGUACCUGGUCUGUGCGCUUAUCAAUGAAAACAGUACAUAAUAAUUUCUUAAAUAGAUGAAUUGAACAAUAAACAUCGGAAAGUCUAUUUUCAUACGAUUCAUAAUGUGUGCGAUAAAAAUAACUUGUCGGCUCUCCAGAUUAUCCUGAUAGUAGUAUGUAAAGCGUUAUUAGGUAGGAUUAUAUUGUACCGACGGUUAAUUAAGAAACUCCUGCGUAAUUAAAAAUAUGGCGAGAUCGGAUAUGAUAAACGAUUAUGCCAGAGAUCUGACUAAGUUGGAGAGAGAACAAAGUAUAAUAGAUAGAGCACCGUUUCGUCAUUUAACGAUCACCGAUGCACACGUAUUAGACUCGAUAGAAGGUAGAGAGAUAUGCAGUCGUUGUUACAAGUCACGAAAGUUCUUUUGUUACUCGUGCCGCUUGCCGGUUAUCAAUGAGAAGUAUUUUCCAAAAGUAAAGUUACCGAUUAAAAUCGACAUCAUUAAGCACGCCCGUGAAAUUGACGGGAAAAGCACUGCGAUUCAUGCGGCUGUACUCGCUCCGGAAGAUGUUAACAUUUUUAUAUACCCUGACUUUCCGGAGAUAAUCGAUAAGAAAGAGACUGUCUUAAUUUUUCCUAGCCAAACUGGCAAAACGAUUGAAUCGCUUUUCGAAGACGUGGUUAAACAAGGUGAUCAAAUAAUAAUAAACAGGAUUAAGAAUGCGUUUCCUGUGAAAAGAGCUGUUUUCAUUGACAGCACGUGGCAUCAGACGAAAGCUAUCUACAAAGACCAAAGAUUUAGAGACUUACAGUGCGUCAUAUUGAAAUCAAGAAUAUCGCAGUUCUGGCGUCAUCAAAAGAAGAGCCCAAGAUGGUAUUUGGCUACGAUCGAAGCGAUUCAUCAAUUUCUGGUAGAACUGCACACGUGUGCGUUCGGCAUCGUAGAAGGUUACGCGGAUUUGGAGAAUUCUGUUGUAAGAUCGGUUAGAGAAGGAUUACCUGAAACGGACCAGAGAUACAGAGGUCAAUACGACAAUCUCUUAUAUUUUUUUAAGUAUAUGUACGAGAAGAUUCAUACUAUGUACGAUCAUGAUCAGUUAUGGGCAUAUAAGAGGCCGUUGCUAUAGUUUUUUUGAUAGGAAAUUAUUUUACAAAGUAGCAUUAAUGUCUGACAGAUCUAUUACAAUAAAACAAUUGAUAUUAGAAA